This is a messenger RNA of Dictyostelium purpureum, 885 nucleotides long. RefSeq lists its product as uncharacterized. The record is from RefSeq and is a predicted model, not a curated record. Lineage: Eukaryota; Evosea; Eumycetozoa; Dictyosteliales; Dictyosteliaceae. The transcript has 3 exons. The coding region runs from base 1 to 885 and encodes 294 amino acids. Gene Ontology annotation, molecular function: 3'-5'-RNA exonuclease activity.
AUGAAGACAUCAAAUUUAAGAGUUUGCUCCUAUAACAUCAGAUAUGACAAUAUCGAUGAUAAACAAAAUCAAUGGGUAUACAGAAAAAUGUUGGUUUUUUCAAAUAUUGCAUUUUUAAAACCCCAUAUCAUUGGAUUCCAAGAAUGUUUAUUUAAUCAAAUAAAUGAUUUAAAAGAAGGUCUAUUAGAAAAAUUCGGAAUGAAUUAUGAUUAUAUCGGAUUAGGUAGAGAUGAUGGUGAAAAGAAUGGUGAAUUUUCACCAAUAUUUUAUAAUACUGAUAAGGUGGAAUUAGUACAUUCACAUCAAUUUUGGAUCAGUGAAACACCAUAUAAGCCAGGUACCAAAAGUUGGAAAACUGCAUGCCCAAGAAUUGUAACAUGGGGAUUAUUUAAAUUCAAAAAAUCAAAUAAAUUAUUUUACUUUUUAAAUACCCAUUUAGAUCAUUUAUCUGAAAGUGCAAGAUACGAAGGUACUUUGAUGAUUAAAAGUUUUAUUGCAACUUUAAAGCCCCAAAUUCCGUUAGUUUUAGUAGGCGAUUUCAAUUCUAAUGAAUAUCAAAAGCCAAUCAUUAAUAUAGUCAGUUCAAGUAUUGAUAUCAUUAAAUCCAAAAAGUAUUUAGAAUUAUUAGAAAUUCCUUUAAGAGAUGAUAUAUUAUUCCAAACUUUAUUUAAUGCCAGAAAUGUAGCAAAUUGUAAAAUUGGACCAGAUCAUACAUUCACAGGAUUUAAUGGACAGUUUACAGAAAAUAUAGAUUAUAUUUUUAUUAAUCAACAGUUUAAAACAACAUCAUUUAUUGUAUUUAAUAAUCACCCCUCAAAAAUUACAAAAAGUUCUACAAUUGCAUCUGAUCAUUUCCCAAUCAUUGCAGAUCUUCAAUUUUUAUAA